This is a messenger RNA of Rangifer tarandus platyrhynchus (Svalbard reindeer), 3048 nucleotides long. NCBI's taxonomy places the organism in Eukaryota, Metazoa, Chordata, Mammalia, Artiodactyla, Cervidae. The record is from the annotation of a GenBank genome assembly.
AUGAGGGACUUCGGCUUUGGGGUGCUGCACACCGCCCCUCUCCGAAGCAACAGCCCCGGGUCCCUGUUCAGCGGCGGAGCGUACUGUCCCUCCGCCGCGGGACCCGCCGCCCCGCUGCCCUCCGCCACGCCCUUCGGCCCGCUCUCGCCGCCGCCGUUGCCUGUCACCGGCUUCUCGGAGGCCGCCUCCCCCUUGUCGAUCCCCCUCGGCUGCGGCGGCGCGGACCGCUCGGCUGCCGUCGCCGCCGCCGCUUCCUCUUCCUCCCCGUUCCUGGCGCAUCAGCAGACCAUGCAGGAUGAGCUGCUGCUGGGGCUGACACAGCAGCCGGCGCGGCCGCUCUCGGGGGCGGCGGCCACGGAGAAACUCCCCAACCACCACCCCGGCGGCGGCACGAACGCGGGUGUGACCCACCUCCUCCCCUCCCAGGACUUCAAACCGAGUCUGCACCACCCCUCCUCCUCCUCCGCCUCCUGCUGCUGCUGCCGCCGCACCUCCUCCCCGCAGGACUUCAGUAAGCGGCAGCAGCAGCAGCUGAGCAGCCAGAAGAGGAAAGAGUUCAGCCCUCCCCAUCUUCCCCACCCUCCGGACUCGAAGCCGCUGCCGCAGCCGCUCCACUGCCCGGGCCGGUUCAGCCCGCCGCCGCCACCGCCGCCGCCGCCACCUCCCGGCCAGCUCCUCCACCCGGCGCCGCUCGCCCAGCGCCAGCAGCCGCUGCCGCCGCAGUUCAGCCUCCCGCACCCGCAGCACCUCCCGCCGCAGGACUUCGCCCCGCGGCAGCGCCCGGCCGACCUGACCCCGCUCCCGCAACUCCAGCCUUCGCCGCCCGCAGCCCCGCGGCGCCGCCACGGAGGCGCGGGCAGCCCUCGCCAGACCCCGGCCGCGGGCGAGGGCAGCGCCGCCGAGCCCCCUAAUGCGGGCUUGGCCCCCUCGACGCCGCCGGUGAACCCCGCGCCGGGCUCCAUGGAGUCCCCCAACCACCCUCUGCUCAACAGUCCCAGUAACCUCUUGCCCGGCGGGGCGCUCGGCGCGGGCGCCUUCAGCAGCCUGCAGAGCCCGGACCUUCCGCACCCGGGCGGUGGCGGCGGCGGCAGCAGCGGGGGCGGGGGGCCCCCCGGAGGCGGAGGGGGAGGCGGCUCCGCGUCGCCGCCGCCGCUGCCCGGCUUCGGCACCCCCUGGUCGGUGCAGACCGCGUCGCCGCCGCCCCAGUCCCAGCCGCCGCCGCCGCCCCAGCAGCCGCCGCCGCCGCCGCCGCCCCAGCAGCCGCCGCAGCCGCAGCCGCAGCCGCCGGGCUCGUCGGCCGCCACCCCGGGUGGCGGUGGCGGCGGCGGCGGCGGCUCGCUCAGCGCCAUGCCGCCGCCCAGCCCCGAUUCGGAGAACGGCUUCUAUCCCGGGCUGCCGUCGUCCAUGAACCCGGCCUUCUUCCCGAGCUUCUCGCCGGUGUCCCCGCACGGCUGCGCGGGGCUUAGCGUGCCGGCGAGCGGCGGCGGCGGCGGCGGCGGCUUCGGGGGCCCUUUCUCGGCGGCCGCCGUGCCCCCGCCGCCCGCCAUGAAUUUACCUCAGCAGCAGCCCCCGCCGCCCGCGGCGCCGCAGCAGCCGCAGAGCCGGAGGUCGCCAGUCAGCCCGCAGCUCCAGCAGCAGCACCAGGCGGCGGCCGCCGCCUUCCUGCAGCAGAGGAACUCCUACAACCACCACCAGCCUCUUCUGAAACAAUCUCCUUGGAGCAACCAUCAAAGCAGUGGCUGGGGCACUGGAAGUAUGUCCUGGGGAGCGAUGCAUGGCAGAGAUCAUCGUAGAACUGGAAACAUGGGAAUUCCAGGAACUAUGAAUCAGAUAUCUCCAUUGAAGAAACCGUUUUCUGGUAAUGUCAUAGCACCACCGAAAUUCACUCGCUCUACUCCAUCACUGACUCCAAAAUCUUGGAUUGAAGAUAAUGUGUUCAGAACUGACAACAAUAGUAAUACACUCUUACCCUUACAGGAUCGAAGUAGAAUGUAUGACAGUUUGAAUAUGCACUCUCUGGAAAAUUCCCUCAUUGAUAUUAUGAGAGCAGAGCAUGAUCCUCUUAAGGGUCGAUUGAGCUAUCCACAUCCAGGAACUGACAAUCUAUUGAUGUUAAAUGCGAGGAGUUAUGGGCGAAGACGAGGUCGUUCUUCCCUCUUUCCAAUAGAUGAUGGCUUGCUGGAUGAUGGGCAUAAUGAUCAAGUUGGUGUUUUAAAUUCACCCACAUGUUAUUCAGCUCAUCAGAAUGGAGAGCGAAUAGAACGUUUCUCUCGAAAAGUUUUUGUUGGUGGUCUUCCUCCAGACAUUGACGAAGAUGAAAUAACUGCUAGCUUCAGAAGAUUUGGACCUUUGGUCGUGGAUUGGCCUCAUAAAGCAGAAAGCAAGUCCUAUUUUCCACCAAAAGGCUAUGCAUUCCUUCUCUUUCAAGAAGAGAGCUCUGUUCAGGCACUGAUUGAUGCUUGUAUUGAAGAGGAUGGAAAACUCUAUCUGUGUGUUUCCAGCCCAACCAUCAAGGACAAACCUGUUCAGAUCCGUCCUUGGAAUUUGAGUGAUAGUGAUUUUGUGAUGGACGGUUCGCAGCCUUUGGAUCCUCGAAAAACAAUUUUUGUUGGAGGUGUUCCUAGGCCAUUACGGGCUGUGGAGCUUGCUAUGAUCAUGGACCGGCUGUAUGGUGGAGUGUGUUAUGCAGGGAUUGAUACAGAUCCAGAGCUGAAAUAUCCAAAAGGUGCUGGUCGAGUUGCUUUCUCCAAUCAGCAGAGCUACAUUGCUGCCAUCAGUGCUCGGUUCGUUCAGCUUCAGCACGGUGAUAUUGAUAAACGUGUGGAGGUGAAGCCAUAUGUGCUGGACGACCAGAUGUGUGAUGAGUGCCAGGGCGCACGCUGUGGCGGCAAGUUUGCUCCCUUUUUUUGUGCCAAUGUCACUUGCCUGCAGUAUUACUGUGAGUUUUGUUGGGCAAAUAUCCACUCCCGUGCAGGACGUGAGUUCCAUAAGCCAUUGGUAAAGGAAGGCGCUGAUCGCCCACGUCAGAUCCACUUCCGCUGGAACUAA